AUGUCCUUUUUUAAAGUCGGAGUGACUGGCCUGGUGGGGGCUGGCCUUGUGGCCAGUGCUGCGCUAAGCCGUUCCGUGAAGCCGCGUGCCAAGAGGAACCUGGUCUCUAUGGCUGCGCGUGGCGGCGAGAGCUACGACGCUCUGAUGAAGGACCUUGAGACCCUUGUCAAAGAGAAGGAGUGUGGGCCCAUCCUUGUGCGACUUUCCUGGCACGAUGCCGGUGUCUUCUCCGACGGGAAGCUGAAGGGCGGCUGCCCCAAUGCCGCCAUGCGCUUCACUGAUGGUGGAGAGGGCACCUUCGGGGCGAAUGCCGGGUUGCCAGAUGUUGCCCUGGGACUCCUGAAGCCCAUCACUGAGAAGUACGUCCCGGGCACCAUUGGACAUGCAGACCUCUGGACCCUUGCGGCCAACGUGGCCAUCAAGGUGAUGGGAGGCCCAGAUAUCAAGACCCGUUUUGGCCGAAAAGAUGCGGAGUCCUCGGGUGACUCCGCCGAAUCUCAGGCUGGACGCCUCCCAGAUGGUGACAAGGAGAUCGACCACUUGCGGGAGAUCUUCCACCCAAAAGGCUUCACCGACAAGGACAUCGUGGCCCUGUCGGGUGCGCACACCGUGGGAAAGUGCCACCUGGAUCGCUCCGGCUUCGAUGGCCCCUGGACCGAGGCGCCCCUGAAGUUUGACAACUCCUACUUCAAGGAGAUGCUGGAGAAGAAGUACGAGGACGACAAGACUGAGAAGGGUAACCCCCAGUUCAAGAACAGCGAGACCGGCACCAUCAUGCUCAUCUCGGACCUGGCUUUGUUGAAGGACCCGGCUUUCAAGGAGCAUGUGGAGAAGUAUGCCGCUGACCAGGAUGCCUACUUCGCAGACUUCACCACAGCCUGGGUCAAGCUGCAAGAACUCGGUUGCUCAGGUCUGCGAGACAGCCUUGAAGCGAGGGAGAGCGUCAGUGCUUAA
Symbiodinium pilosum is the source of this 954-nucleotide messenger RNA. Lineage: Eukaryota; Dinophyceae; Suessiales; Symbiodiniaceae. The record is from the annotation of a GenBank genome assembly.